AAUGUGAAUAGUGCGGCCAGAAGUAAUAUAGAAUUUAUAAUAUAUCUUAAUUAUUAAUAAAAUAAAAUGGAGACUACGGCAUCAUCAUCAACUUUAGUUAUAAAUAGUAGUGGUAGUAAAAGUAGCAGUAAAAAUAUUAGUUAUUUGAAAAGAACGUGUUGGGUUUUAAAUUAUGUAUAUCAUCAGGCUUUAACCCUUAUUAGUAUAUUGUUCAUAUGGAUAUUGAUAGAAGAUUUAAAAGACAAUCAUAUAUUUUAUCAUAUGAUAUUGUCAACUGUUGCAUAUAUCCCUUUGAUGGCAGUAGCGAUAAUAGCAUUCUCAGAAGAUAAUCUUCUUACAUUAUACAUGUCCAGAACGAAAAUAUACUGGGUUCAUGGUAUUUUACUGUCUAUAAGUGCUCUGGCAGUUACGAUUGGAAUAUCCUUAGAAGUGCGCGCUAAAGGAAAUAGACCUCAUUUCAAAAGCAAACACGGAUUGUAUGGUUUCAUAUCCUGGGUGUUAGUGCUCGUUUCAGUUCUAAUCGGCUUAGUCGCUGGAAAUACUCGAACCUUUUCAAGAUACCUCAAACCUGUUAUUGCCAAAUUCAUCCACAACAUUAUUGGAAUAGCAGCAUUCAUUUUUGGCGUAGUAAGUUUAUAUUACGAAAUUCGCGUUUUCGGAAGAUAUACCUCAGAAAACGUAUAUAACACUGUGCGUUACGGUAUGUGGGUCGUCACAGUUUGGAGUGUGUUGGCAGCAUUGAAAUCUCUGUGGGGACAAUUCAGAAACAUCGUUUUUUAAGCGCGCAACUCAAAAACAAUAUUUAUUUAUAUCCAUUAUGUCUCAUUUAAAAUCAUAUACCUGUGAAAUGAAUUAAUCGUUCUAUGUUGUACUUUUCAGAAGUAUGUUUUUUUAAUAUUUUUGUAUGCCCAAGUAGCUUUUAAACAUUAUUUUCAAAACUGAUUAUAUUGAUAAUAAACUAUACUAGUUCCAUAA
Molecule: messenger RNA, 975 nt
Organism: Sitophilus oryzae (rice weevil)
Lineage: Eukaryota; Metazoa; Arthropoda; Insecta; Coleoptera; Curculionidae
Exons: 3
Coding region: 67-780 (237 amino acids)
Molecular function (GO): transmembrane monodehydroascorbate reductase activity
Source: RefSeq, a predicted model, not a curated record